Molecule: messenger RNA, 471 nt
Organism: Acanthosepion pharaonis
Lineage: Eukaryota; Metazoa; Mollusca; Cephalopoda; Sepiida; Sepiidae
Source: the annotation of a GenBank genome assembly
AUGUUUCUCAUUCUCUUUUUUUUUUUUCGGAUUUUCCUCAUCCAGUUUCUUCUCACCUUUGUUUUCUAUUCUUUCUUUCUUUUUUUUUCUUUCUUUCUUUCUUUCUUUCUAAUUCUGCCUUGUCCAUGUUUCUCAUUCUCUUUUCUUUUUUUCGGAUUUUCCUCAUCCAGUUUUCUUCUCACCUUUGUUUCUAUUCUUUCUUUCUUUCUUUCUUUCUUUCUUUCUAAUUCUGCCUUGUCCAUGUUUCUCAUUCUCUUUUCUUUUUUUCGGAUUUUCCUCAUCCAGUUUUCUUCUCACCUUUGUUUCUAUUCUUUCUUUCUUUCUUUCUUUCUUUCUUUCUUUCUUUCUAAUUCUGCCUUGUCCAUGUUUCUCAUUCUCUUUUCUUUUUUUUGGUUUUCCUCAUCCAGUUUCUUCUCACCUUUGUUUCUUUUCUUUCUUCUUUCUUUCUUUCUUUCUUUCUUUCUUUUUUAA